Molecule: messenger RNA, 1893 nt
Organism: Fusarium pseudograminearum CS3096
Lineage: Eukaryota; Fungi; Ascomycota; Sordariomycetes; Hypocreales; Nectriaceae
Exons: 5
Coding region: 1-1893 (630 amino acids)
Source: RefSeq, a predicted model, not a curated record
AUGCUCGAGCUCCGCAAGGGCUCCAAGGAUCUUUUCGAGGCACUCGAGCUAUUGAGGACUGCGCCUGAGGAGAACGUCGCUGCGAUGCUGCUGAACUUGCGCGGCAGAGGCUCCGUAUCCGACUUUUUGCAAUCUAUCGAUUCAGCGGGGACCCUGGCUAGCUCUGCAAUGGAGAUAGACCUCAACAUGCGCUACCCAAACGCGUUCCCGACCCUAGAAGCCCUUGCAAUCACGGAUGUAGACAUCGGGCUCUUGGCAGAUGACAAGCGCAGUCCAAGGCUACCAACCUCUUCAGAGGCGACCUCAAUAUCUCCCUUUUCUCCUCUUGACUUUUCCGGACGACAACCCGCGACACCGACGACUUCUGAAUCCUUCUCUACACCCAGUGACACCACCGGGGAUUCAUCCCAGCAGUCAUACAUCGACCAUAGACUAGAAGGUCUUCAAAUAUGGCAAUGGACUUCUGUUCCUAUCCCUGAAACCCUAGCAGAGCAAACGAUUUCUUUCUAUCUCUCUAACGAGCAUCCUUUGCUUGCAUUCUUCGACGCCAAUCUAUUUAUCAAAGACUUUGUAGCGGGUGGGGGACGGUUCUGCUCACCCGUCCUCGUUAGUGCGUUGCUUGCUUGGUCCUGCGCCUCUUAUUCACAGUUCGAACCAAGGGCGCAACCCUUGUCGUUUGCGUUUCUCAAGGAGGCAAAGAAGCGUUGGCGGGAUUUGCCGGACUACAAUUGUGUCACUACUCUUACCUCUGCCAUGUUCUUGACCUUGACAUGCAACCAACAUGGACAAGAUCGAGUUGGGUUGUUUUAUCUAGAUGCAAGUGCAGAGAUUGGUCGUCGGCUUGGUCUAUUUGGUGCCGAUGAUGCAAAGAUCCUUGGUGUUGACGAUGAUGACGAGUUGAGAUCAGCGGCUUCGUAUGCUGCCUGGGGGUCGUUUGGAUGGCACAGUCUACACUCAGUCAACUUCCGAACAAAACAUCGGAUACUCCAUCCACCAUCUUUACCGAUACCAGGAGACGUAUCCGGACCGCCCCUUUUUGAUCACAUGGGAGGCACGUUCACAUGGAUAUGCAAAUUCUGGUUGGUAACACACACGAUAUUCGGAGAAGGCUUCAACAACUUCAGUCGCAUGCCCAUGUCCCACGCACAUCAAAUGUACCAGUUGUUGCUUGAUUGGGCUGUUGCUUUGCCAGAUGAGGUCAAGAGAACUGACACAUGCCCGCACCAUGUCUUAGUGUUGCAUGUCUGGUACCAUACCUCAAUUAUAGAUAUUUGGCGACCCUUCCUAGAGAGGCACCAAGAGGAAGACGCGGCACAGAGUUCAACUGCCAUUGCUGCGCAUGCGGCAUCGGUGCAGCAGCUGAAACGCAUCAUUUACACGUACCGCACACGAUUUGAGUUAACAAACGCAACUAUGGUUAUGACACCCGGCUUUCUCACUUUGAUCAAUGAGAUUUACCGCAACCCUGAAGCACCAGAUGCGCAGUUCUGGUUCAUUCUCGCGUCUCGUGGUUGUCUCUCUAUUGCAUCAUGGUGCAAAGGCCUGCGCGGCAUCACAGAAGGUCUCAUGACAAUUGGUUGGCAGAAUGGAACUUUUAGACGUCAGGGUUGGGCAGGAAACAGCAUGAUCGAAGAUAUUCGCACUGCGACAAGGGCGUUAGUGCAAGACGGCGCUUACAGCAGUCUGUAUCCCAUCAGCUUGGAUUCAGUAAGCGAGGACAUGAAUGACAUCGGGAUGGAAGCUUUGGCAGGAGAGUUCCAGCGGUUGACAGCACAGAAUGAACCGCGCGGGCAGGAGGUUGAGAUGUCAAUCGAGCAGCCUGUCUGGAAGGGGGAUCCUCGAGACUUGUCGAUGACGUUGAGCGAAGCAACUGAGGAAGAAGAGUACACGUAA